AUGUACAAAUGGCAUUGGAAUGUCAUCAUCGCCUUUCAUUUCUUAAUCAACAGAAUGAUGCUUAAAGCAAGCAAGGAAACAAAGCAAGAACUGAAAGAAAGCAAAUAUCGCAGCUCUGUGUGGUGUUUGAUAAUUCAUCUGAAGAGCUUAAAAGCAAGAAAUGAAAGAAAUCGUUUGAAGAUGCGACCACGAAUGUCAGUAGACGUGAUCAACUUCGAAAGCGGUUCCGCUUUUGAAAAGGUCAAGCGGCUUGAAUUAGUUUUCGUCGAGAAGAAAACACGAUUUGCAUAA
This is a messenger RNA of Clunio marinus, 291 nucleotides long. Lineage: Eukaryota; Metazoa; Arthropoda; Insecta; Diptera; Chironomidae. The record is from the annotation of a GenBank genome assembly.